Messenger RNA from Dreissena polymorpha, 3923 nucleotides. RefSeq names its product protocadherin Fat 4-like. The transcript is spliced from 10 exons. Gene Ontology annotation, biological process: homophilic cell-cell adhesion. The coding region runs from base 258 to 1421 and encodes 387 amino acids. The record is from RefSeq and is a predicted model, not a curated record. Gene Ontology annotation, cellular component: membrane. Lineage: Eukaryota; Metazoa; Mollusca; Bivalvia; Myida; Dreissenidae. Gene Ontology annotation, molecular function: calcium ion binding.
UAAGUGGUAUCAAUGUACUUCCUAGUACAUCCUUGUUUGGUUGUCACCUAAUAUAUCAUGAUCACUGCAAUACUCAAUUUUAAUCUUUAAUCGAUAAAGCGUAUUGUAUUUACUCCACUGCCACUACCGGUAUCUUAUCAUAACAUGUAGAUGGGAAUAUCAAAUUCGUUUAAGCACAAGUUUCAUACAUCGGAGCUGCUUGUUGAAAUAAAUUCAUGGAGGAUAUAACAUGUGCUUAGUUGGAUAAAGAGGGAAUCAUGCCAUACAUAGUUACCUUUCUUGCUACGUGGGUACUGAUGGUGUCGCCAGUUCAAAACGCUGCUCCAGUGUUUAGUAAGCCCACCUCGGGUGACCAACAGACUUCAUGCUUUGAAAAUAUUGCCUCGUCAUCGAGCAUAUACCGCGUGUCCACCAGUGACGCUGAUGGAGAUACUGUUACUGUGGCGAUACACAGCCAGAACCCAUCAGAGCCGCCAUUCCAAUUAACGAAAGCAACUAUUGGAUGGAAUCUGAUGACUCCAUCAUCGACCACGAUCGACCGAGAAACUACAGCAAACUAUAUAUUUGUAUUUAGUGCCACCGAUGGUACUAAUACUGUACAAAGCAUUGAGCUGACUUUGAUUUUAACGGACCUGGAUGACAACAGCCCCCAGUUCACCGCCAACUCGUACUCAGCUUAUGUCUACGAUACAGCGUCUGCUGGGUCAGUGAUCAUAACAAUACGAGCAACGGAUGCAGAUGUUUCUCCAUCUAUUACGUACACAAUAACAGCGGGCGAUGUCGCAGGCACGUUCUCUAUCGCGUCAGACACUGGAGAACUGAAACUUAGCAAACCUGGCAACCUUAACUCAGUCACCACGCCCACAUAUAGCCUCACCGUACAGGCCAGUGACGGUACAAACACCAACACCACUACUGUGACCAUACAUGUCAUUGACGACAGAUGUUUUCCUCAGCCCUGUCAAAACAGCGGAUCAUGUACCAGAAAUGAGACUGACUUUACAUGCGCAUGCGCAAGUGGUUGGAUUGGAGACACGUGUUCUGAAGAUAACCCGUGCAUAUCGAAUCCGUGUCAGAACGGUGGCAUAUGCACUAUAGCUGGGUCCACGUAUAACUGCACGUGUACUUCCGGAUACGAGGGACCAAACUGCUCAACAAUUGUAACAAAAACCACAACAACCACCACAACUACUACUGCUGCAACAACAACUACUCCAAAACCAAAACCAGUUCCAGACUGGAUUAUAGCUUUAGUCAUAACAGGAGUUGUCGUCAUUGUAGGGGCAAUAACAAUAACAUUAUACAUUCGCUACAACAAACGUUUGGGGAGCAUUACAAAAGUGGUUCCUGAACAAAGUGAGGAAACUGACGUUUCCAAAAAUAGUUUCCAAAACUACAGUCAAAGUAUUGAAACGACGUAGCAUCAAACUGUUCAAACACAUUGAUACAAAACCAUGGCAAUUUUAAGUCUUUACUUACUAACUUCAGUGAGUUGAAAAAAGCUUUGAACAAUUACCUUUAAGGCAUAAAGUUGCGAAAGGUAAGGAUGGAAUCAAUGUACAUAUAUUUCAGAAAAUAUUUGUGGUGGAAACAUGUACUAACACGGAAUCUACUAAACAUUUUCCGCUAGCUUAUUUUAACAUGUGCCUCCGGGCAAACCUAUAGCAGCGCUCGACAAGAAGAAAUCAUGAAGCCGUCAGCUGCAUAGCUUACAAGCAUCUCGGAAUUAAGUUUUGCCUAUAUGAAGUAUCCCUAAUGAAACAGAGCUAUUCAAAGGAAAUCCUAUCCAAAGCCCCCGAAUCCAUUACAGUGAACAGUUUUACGGUCAACUUUAGCCCGGCUUAAUCAUGGUCAUUGACUACAUCCACUGCAUACUAGCAGAAUGACCUGAGUCAACCGAAUAAUAUAGAUACUCCAAGGUGUGCUUGCUGAUAAACAUGCCUGCACAUGUGUGACUAAAGGCGACUUGUUCACAUAAGUCUAUAAUGACUUUAUAGUUUAAGCAAAUAAUAAAUGUAGCAUUUCAACGUUUAUUCAUUGUUUUAGAAAAGUUCAUCGCCAUAUUAAAUUGUUAAUAUGAAAAAUUUGUAAUACACAAUACACGGAGGUUGUUUUUUUGUAUUAUAAAACUUAUUUAGGAACAGAAACGUUUUAUGUUCCAAAACAUGGAAACUAUAUUAUUGAGCAACGUGGGAGCAAGACAGUAAAAAAGGUCGAACUAGUUGUUUCUUAGAUGUUUUAUUAAGUGUUGAUCAAAGCCGAAAAAUAUAUAACACUGCGACGAUCGAAUGAAUUCAUUAUUGUCACUCUGUACCCAAACUAGGCUUUCAUUUACAACCCGAAGAACCAUCAACGCUCCAUAGAACAAACGUGCCCCAAACUCAUUGGAAAUAAAAAUGCAAAUAUUUGUUUACGCAAAUACACAAUUAAUUAAGUAUCUUUUCACUUUUCAAUUUUUCGUUUGUAUUGUUUGUUUCGUACCGACAUAUAUUACAUUUACGAAACAUUUGUCUUUGAAUAUCACUACUGGAUUGAUUACAUCAUUCACAAGCCUCUUGAAAUUGUUGUUAUAUUUGUGUUAUAAGUAUCUGAUGAGCAUGGUUUUAUGAUGUUUUCUUGACAUGUUGCCCUUUCUUGGUAGUAGCAAUUACCAUACGCAUCAGCAUGUUGGUUAUGAGUCUGGAUUCAAUGUACCUGUUGGUCGUAAAACAUAUCCGCUACUAUAGCUCAAAUAUCCAUUGAUGUCUCCAAGCCAAUAUUUGCUAACUUUAUGUACACAGUUUUUAUCGCUCUCUGGUUCUGUAUUGUUCUUUCAUAUACAUUUAUUACAUACCAUACCCUGUUUCCCAUGUAAUAUAACCAUUACGAAUAUUUUUUAUCACAUGCCAUACCCUGUUUCCGAUGUAAUAUAGCCAUUACAUUUUGUUUAUUACACAUGUGUAAUACAACAUUUUUAAGCGUUUUUAUUGGCUUAGUUUUCGUUUAUUGACCGAUCGCAUUUUGUUAUUUUGCUGAAAUGACGUUGCAACGUCAAAUGAAGUCACGAAAUGUAAACAACAUUCGGAAUUUAUCAUUAUGUUUGCGUAAAUAUUUAUCUUAUUUGCUCAUUUAAACGCAUGUGAUAAAAAAGAUUUGACACUUGUUGUCAUAUCAUACCAUAUUUUAUUAAACUCGUCCAGGAAAUUCGUUAGUAAGCUCGCCAAAGGCUCGCUUACUAACAAAAUUCCUGAACUCGUUUAAUAAAAUAUGGUAUGAUAUGACAACUCGUGCCAGAUCCUAUAUAUCUUACACAUAUGCAAUAUACUUUUUAGGCGUUUUCAUUGGCUUAUGUUCGUUCGAUUGACGAAUCACAUUUUGCUAUUUUGCUGAAAUGACUUUGCCACUUCAAAUGACGUCACGAAAUGUAAACAACAUUCGGGAUUUAUCAUUAUGUUUGCGUUAAUAUUUAUUUAAUUAGCUCAUUUAAAAGCAUGUGAUAAAAAAGAUCUGACACUUGUUGUCAUUUCAUACCAUAUUUUAUUAAACUCGUCCAGGAAAUUCGUUAGGCUAACUAACAAAAUUCCUGAACUCAUUUAAUAAAAUAUGGUAUGAUAGAUAUGACAACUCGUGAAAAAUCCUGUAUAAAAAUACACAAAUAUUAAAGGGUCAAUUUUGGACGAAAUUAAAGCCCAUUCUCCUGUUACAAUGGUAUAAUUUUCACGUAUAAUUACCUUAAAAUUAAAAUCGCAAUGAAGCCCGUGUAUGAAAACAAAAACAAAUAAUGCUUGACAAAUAUGACAAAGAUUUUAACUUUUUUUUUCAAGUCGAGUUUGAUAAUUAUCUAAUUUAGCAUGUGUUCCAAAGCGCUCGAUUAAUGCUUUAUAGCAAAGAAGAAUAACUUGCGGUACCAUGCUAUCUGCAAAAAAAACAAACUAUUGUCACUA